Molecule: messenger RNA, 309 nt
Organism: Daldinia childiae
Lineage: Eukaryota; Fungi; Ascomycota; Sordariomycetes; Xylariales; Hypoxylaceae
Product: NADH-ubiquinone oxidoreductase 12 kDa subunit, mitochondrial
Exons: 2
Coding region: 1-309 (102 amino acids)
Source: RefSeq, a predicted model, not a curated record
AUGCCGACUCCCGAAUCCGAAGCUUUUUUGGCGAAGAAGCCGACCGUCCCUCCUACCUUCGAUGGUGUUGACUACGACGACAACAAGCGAUUGAAGCAGGCGCAAGAUGCCAUAAUCCGAGAGCAAUGGGUUCAGGUUAUGAUGGGACGACUUGUCCGAGAGGAACUGGGUAAAUGCUAUUACCGAGAGGGUGUUAACCACCUGGAGAAAUGCGGUGCUCUACGAGAGAAAUACCUCCAGAUGCUCAAGGACCACCGGGUACGAGGUUACCUAUUCGAACAACAGAACUACAUCUCGAAAACUUCGUAG